AUGGCUACUCUUCACUUCACUCUCCCGUCCACAACCGGCCGGCAGCGGCCGCCGGAAUUCCGGUCCAUCUUCAAACCGGCUCGGUGUGCAGCUGAGAGACAGGCCCUAUUUGACCGAAUUGCCCCUGUCUAUGAUAACUUGAAUGAUUUGUUGAGUUUAGGGGGCCACAGGGUAUGGAAGAGGAUGGCCGUUUCUUGGACUGGAGCAAAAGAAGGAGACACUGUGUUGGAUGUGUGUUGUGGGAGUGGGGAUUUGGCCUUUCUAUUGUCUGAAAAAGUUGGAGUCAAAGGCAAGAUAAAAGUAGGUAAUAAAGAGAAGGGGAGUACCUAUCCGGAGCCCUUCUCAUCCUCGGUUCUCGGCCUAGUGCCAGAGGCGUGCUGCUCUCAGCAAUCGGUUCAUUCGAAUCUGGUUCUGCCUCUUCUUCUGUACGCUCGAUCUCAUCUAUCUGAGCUCCCACUGAAUCUGCUGGUCUCAUGA
This is a messenger RNA of Striga hermonthica, 477 nucleotides long. The record is from the annotation of a GenBank genome assembly. NCBI's taxonomy places the organism in Eukaryota, Viridiplantae, Streptophyta, Magnoliopsida, Lamiales, Orobanchaceae.